Molecule: messenger RNA, 3039 nt
Organism: Onychostoma macrolepis
Lineage: Eukaryota; Metazoa; Chordata; Actinopteri; Cypriniformes; Cyprinidae
Exons: 8
Coding region: 477-1625 (382 amino acids)
Source: RefSeq, a predicted model, not a curated record
GCAUGCGCAAUCAUCGCGCCAAACUGCCGUUAGGAGACGAAGGCACUUCCUCCUCCCGCCAGUUUUUCACCAUGGAUGGACUCGACGAGGUUGCGAUUUCCACUCUUAAAGCUGCUAACAUUGGAGAAGACAUUUUACCAACUCUCUCACGGGAGGAUAUCCGAGAUCUCUUUCCUGGUCCUGAGCACUUCCUGCGGCGCAAAGCCAUUUGGCUUUUGACUCAUAAGGAAGAACAGGGACACACCAUUCCUGUUGAAGUCCAAGGUUCAUCAGCAGACGACGAACAAACUGACAGUUCAAAACAAGAUGACCCCAGCACUUCAAAGUUUUUAAAGUUACCCAGCCCAGAAUAUGUUCUCUUCACUGACAGUGAACUACAACACAUGAGACGCACAUACUUUGAACAGCAGCGUCUUUGAAAAGAGGGUGACGUCACCUUAUCGAAGGAGCUGUUCUGCCGGCUCAUCCGAAAUACCAUGACAAACAUGAUAUCAAUUGCAAGAGCGUCUUCAGAUGACUACAAAUAUCCCACUAAAUAUGAAGUUAUUGCCAUGGCAAAACGGUUAGUGGAAUACUACCCUAUGAUAAAAGAUAAGUCAACUGGAUCUAGGCAUGAGUGGGACACUGUUGCCAAAAAGCUCCUGAAGCGACUUUCAAAUAUCCGAAGUCCCGUGAAGGCCAAACAGCCUCCUUCCAAAAGAGCACGUCAGGACAGAGAACCUUCUGCAGUGGCAAGUGACUAUGACGCUGAUUCCAGUGCGUCAACAGUCAAUCUGUCACCACCUUCAAGAUCAAGCACCCCACGGCAAGAAAAUGACAGCAUCGAUGAAGCAUCUGAUGGUCCAGACAACAACCUUGACAGCCAGAAAACCCAGGCAAGACAUUACAGGACUCUGCAAGAAAUGUACAAAGCAAAGAAGCCCAACAAAGCUGCUGUAACCCAUCUAUUAGACCUGGAGUUCCAGUCCAGAAGAAAUUUCAUUGACUCGAAUGCUUUGAAGGAGCAAGACAAACCAACAAAAAUUUUGCAAGCAUACCCCUGCUUCAAAGAACUGGACCAUGCAAUGGAUGAACUGCGGAGAAUCAUUGAGCCAGACAAUUGCCAAUACAUUUCUGAGGUGAAGGGCAGGUGGGAGAACUUCUACUCCAAGGUUCAGUUUUAUGGAGUGAUGAAGAAAGUCAUGAAGCCUCCAAGGACAUUAAAUGGAGUUGAACAUGCCAUUGCUGUUUUUACUGCCCUGCCGCUGCUCUUCCCAUCUGGCUCUACAGCACCGAAGAAACAGGUCCCAAUCAGUGAGGCUCUUUUUCACGUUCUGACGCCUUCAGAGGAUCCGGAUACCUACAUCCACAGGCGCGCAUUUUCCACUCCUGUCUUGCUGGUUGGUGAGGAGAACUGCAUGGUGGUUAUAGGUACAACCCCAGUUCUAACAUUCGACAAAGACUUGCUCCAUGAGGGGCCUCUCUACCUCCUGGCCUAUUAUUAUGCAUUCCAUCUCACAUAUCCAAAGUGUCUUGCAACACUUGUUGUCUGUGUUGCAAACACAAGUUCUGAGAGAUGCCAUCCACGAGCAGGAUGCAACCCCCUCAUACAAAAAGGCCAUUCAAGAAUGGAGAAUGUUUGUUGACUAAUUACGGUUUCAAACCUGUUGUAUGUCUGAGGCUGUGAGACAGCUGCAGUGUUUUGUUUUGUUUUUUGUUUUCUUCCAUUUGCGCUUGAUUAGUGCUGUUAGUUUUUUCCUCAUUUUCAGUAGUGUUUCAUGUCUCUGACAUACUCAAAUGUAUUGCAUUAUUGUAAGUUACAAACAGUAAUUACGGGACUACUGUUUGAGGUUACAGUGUUGUUCUGUGCCAGUGUUUUUUUUUUUUUUGUUUUUUUUUUAAGAAAGUUUUAGUUAGUCAGUCUUGGUUUUGGACUGUUCGUCCUAUUUUGCUAUACCCCAGUUGUUUAAGAGGAAAAUGUUCAUUUGUGAAUCUGCCAUACAUUAAAGGCAUAGUUGACCAAAAAUGAAAAUCGUCCUCAUUUACUCACCCUUAUGUUGUUUCAAACUUGUUUGAGUUUAUUUGUUUUGUUGACUACAGAAGAUGAUAUUUUGGAGAAUGUUGGCAACAGUUGAUGGUAGCCAUUGACUUUCACAGUAUUUUUUUUUUUCAUGCUAUGGAAGUUGCAUAGCAUUCUCCAAAAUAUCAUCUUCUGUACUCAACAGAACAAAGAAACUCAUACAGGAUUAAAAGAACAUAAAUAUUUUGAGUAUGAAUUUUCAUGUUUGGAUCACUAUCUUUUUAAUGCAGUACAUUGAUUCAGCAAUUGCUGUUUGAAGCUUAAACUACUGCCGUUUGAGGUUGUGUAUGCAGAUAGACUGAGGCAUAGUUUUUUUUUUGCGCAGAUCAUUUGCUGUAAAUCUGUGCCAAAUAUUUUUUAAUUUUUUUGUAAAAAUGUAAGUUAGCCUUGGAAUCAGUUUAUCCUGCUUUUAUAUGCUCCAUUUGUUUAAAAGGCCAAACUUUGGAGAAUGUUCUUUAAUAAAUGUUCAGCAAAGCUGAGUAAGUUCUUUUUUCUUCAUUUAAAGUGGGGAGGUAAGGGGGAUGUUUAUUUUGAGACUUUUCAUCUCAUUUUAGGUUUUUGUGUGAUCUUAAAAAAAAAAAAAAAAAAUCGAAAUAAGCUGGAUUUAAGGUUAAAUAUUCUAAUUUUAAUGCAAUUUUUUCCUAAAAUUAUUAUUAUUCAGUGCUUAUAAAAAGAGAAAACUGCUACGUUUUAAGCAUGUUUGUCUAGUUUUAAGACCCAAUAGUAUUUUUAGUGACUAGAUUUAAGUUCAAAUAUUCUAGUUUUAAUGCAGUUUUCACUAACUUAUUUAUUAUUCAAUUCUUAUAAAAAGCUAAAAAGUCUGGUUUUAAGAAUUUGUAUCUAGUUUUAAGAUCCAGUAGCAUUUAUUAUUGACUAGAUAUUUAUGCUACUUUCAAGAAUUCUUACCAAGUCGGUUUUGCUUACCCCAUUGGCAGAUUUUUUUGCUUGAUUUUGGUACACUUUAACUAGAUUCAAGUGCA